Manis javanica (Malayan pangolin) is the source of this 10104-nucleotide messenger RNA. RefSeq names its product sidekick cell adhesion molecule 1 (gene SDK1). NCBI's taxonomy places the organism in Eukaryota, Metazoa, Chordata, Mammalia, Pholidota, Manidae. Gene Ontology annotation, cellular component: axon; M band; plasma membrane. The record is from RefSeq and is a predicted model, not a curated record. Gene Ontology annotation, molecular function: cell-cell adhesion mediator activity. Gene Ontology annotation, biological process: brain development; sarcomere organization; cell-cell adhesion.
GUGGCUGAGGGCGAGCGUCGGCGCGCGGGAGGGCGCACUUUCUCCUCAGCGCCGGGCGGGGACGGCGGCGACAGCGGCGUCUCCUCAGCGCCAGCCAGACCCAUCGGGAGACGCGGCGCGGCCGGGCGCGCUCUGGUCGCGGGGCCGCUGAAGGCAGUGUGAGGGAAAUUUCCCUGCUGACAACUUCGCCUUCGCCGCGCCCCUCAGCUCCCGCUGUCGCCCCCAGCACCUGGCCGCCCCGCGAGCUUUCGACCGGAGACCACCGCCCGCCCGUCCCGCUUGCGGGGUCCGAGGCCGGGGGCAGGCGGCGGCGGCCCCUCAGUAUGGCCCGUGGUGCCCGGCCGGCAGGCGGCGGGGGCGCGGCGCGGCAGGGGCGGCCGCGGGGGUCCCUGUCCGGCCCCGAGCGGCGGCCGCGGCUGCACCGCGGAGCCCGCGCGGCGCCCGAGAGCCCCGGCCAGGACGUGGGGUGGCGCGGCGGGCGGCCGACUCCAAAGUUAGGCGCGGGCCGGCGGCGCGGGUGGUGGGCGCUCCUGACGCUCCAGCUGCACUUGCUCCAGGCGCUGGCUCAAGAUGAUGUUGUGCCAUAUUUUAAAACGGAGCCAGGCCUACCACAGAUUCACCUGGAAGGGAAUCGUCUUGUUCUCACUUGCCUUGCUGAGGGGAGCUGGCCUUUGGAAUUCAAGUGGAUGCGCAAUGACAGUGAACUCACCACCUACACCAGCGAAUAUAAGUACAUGAUUCCGUCUUUACAGAGGCUUGAUGCUGGAUUUUACCGCUGUGUGGUGCGAAACAGAAUGGGAGCUCUCCUGCAAAGAAGAUUGGAAGUUCAAGUCGCAUUUAUGGGAAAUUUCAUGGAUACAGGCCAGAGGAAGACGGUUUCUCAAGGACAUGCAGCAGUUCUCAACUUACUGCCCAUUACCAGCUGCCCCAGACCUCAGGUGACUUGGUUCAGAGAAGGGCACAAGAUUAUUCCAAGCAACAGAAUAGCCAUCACUCUGGAGAAUCAACUGGUGAUCCUUGCAGUGACAGCAAGCGACGCUGGGGCCUACUACGUGCAGGCUGUCAAUGAAAGGAAUGGAGAGAACAAGACAAGCCCACCCAUUUAUUUGAGCAUAGCAAGAGAUGUUGGCACACCUGAAACCAUGGCCCCUGUCAUUGUGGUUCCCCCAGGCAACCGAAGUGUGGUAGCUGGGGCCAGCGAGAUCACCUUGGAAUGCAUAGCCAAUGCCAGGCCUGUUGAGGAGCUGAGCGUGAACUGGAAGAGGAAUGGGGUGAGGAUCACCAGUGGGCUCCACAGCUUUGGGAGACACCUCACCAUCAGCAACCCGACAUCGGCAGACACCGGGGUGUAUGUCUGCGAGGCAACACUAGGAGGGAGCCCUUUGGAGCUGGCGAGAGCAAAUGCCUUUCUUUCUAUCAUAGAGCCACCAUAUUUUACUGUAGAACCUGAGAGUCGGAUUUUCGCAGAAGUGGAAGAAAAUGUGGACAUCGUAUGUCAAGCCAUGGGGGUCCCUCUUCCCACCCUCCAGUGGUACAAGGAUGCUGUCGCCAUCAGCCAGCUCCAAAAUCCUCGAUACAAAAUGCUAGCAAGUGGAGGCCUGCACAUCCAAAAGCUGCGUCCGGAGGAUUCUGGAAUCUUCCAGUGCUUUGCCAGUAAUGAAGGAGGGGAGAUCCAGACCCAUACCUACCUGGGCGUCACCAAUGUUGCACCAGCAUUUACUCAGCUUCCCGUGGACACCACCGUGACCGAUGGGAUGACAGCCAUUCUGAGGUGUGAGGUGUCCGGGGCCCCCAAACCUGCCAUCACAUGGAAGAGAGGAAAACACAUUCUGGCCAGUGGCUCUGUGCAGAUUCCUAGGUUCAUGCUCCUUGAAUCCGGGGGUCUACAGAUAACCCCUGUCUUCAUCCAGGAUGCUGGCAUCUACACCUGCUACGCAGCCAACACAGAGGGAUCCCUGAGCGCGUCCGCAGCUCUGACCGUGUGGAAUCGAACAUCCAUCGUUAACCCUCCCAAAGACCGCGUGGUGAUCAAGGGGACCACAGCCACACUGCACUGCGGAGCCACACAUGACCCCCGGAUCUCUCUCCGCUACAUCUGGAAGAAGGACAGCAUGGUCAUCAGCCCAUCUAGCAGUUCCAGAAUUGUGGUGGAGAAGGGCGGGUCCCUCCUCAUCAGCCAGACGUGGUCAGGUGACAUCGGGGACUACACCUGUGAGGUCGUUUCUGAAGGAGGGAACGACUCCAGGACAGCCCGGCUGGAAGUGAUUGAACUGCCUCAUCCACCUCAGAACCUUCUGGCCAGCCUGAAUUCUUCCUACAGCCAUGCUGUGGUGCUCUCUUGGGUUCGACCCUUUGAUGGAAACAGCCCAGUUCUUUAUUACAUUGUGGAACUGUCUGAAAACAACUCUCCAUGGAAAGUGCAUCUGUCAAACAUUGGCCCCGAGAUGACAGGUGUCACUGUGCGUGGCCUGACUCCAGCUCGCACCUAUCAGUUCAGGGUGUGUGCCAUGAACCAAGUGGGCAAGGGCCAGUACAGUGCAGAGACAAGCAGGUUGAUGUUACCUGAGGAACCACCCAGUGCUCCCCCAAAAAAUAUAGUGGCCAGUGGGCGUACCAAUCAGUCCAUCAUGGUCCAGUGGCAGCCACCCCCAGAAACAGAGCACAAUGGAGUGCUUCGUGGGUACAUCCUCAGGUACCGCCUGGCUGGGCUGCCUGGAGAGUACCAGCAGAGGAACAUCAGUAGCCCAGAGGUCACCUACUGCCUGGUGACAGAGCUGAUUAUCUGGACACAGUAUGAAAUACAGGUGGCAGCUUACAACGGGGCUGGCCUGGGCGUCUUCAGCAGGGCAGUGACUGAGUACACCUUACAAGGAGUGCCUACUGCACCCCCGCAGAACGUGCAGAUGCAAGCUGUGAACUCCACGACCAUUCAGUUCCUGUGGAACCCUGCGCCUCAGCAGUUCAUCAAUGGCAUCAACCAGGGAUACAAGCUUCUAGCGUGGCCUGCUGAUGACCCUGAGGCUAUCACUGUAGUCACCAUUGCUCCAGAUUUCCAUGGAGUCCACCAAGGGUAUAUAGCUAACUUGAAGAAAUUCACUGCUUACUUCACGUCAGUUCUGUGCUUCACCACUCCAGGGGAUGGGCCUCCAAGUGCACCUCAGCUCAUAUGGACGCAUGAAGACAAACCAGGAGCUGUGGGGCAUCUGAGUUUCACAGAGAUUCUGGACACAUCUCUCAAGGUCAGCUGGCAGGAGCCCCUGGAGAAAAAUGGCAUCAUUACAGGCUACCUGGUUUCCUGGGAGGUAUACGGCAAGAACGACUCCCGGCUCACUCACACUCUAAAUAGCACAACGCACGAAUACACAAUCAAAGGAUUGUCAUCUCUCACCACAUACACCAUUGACGUGGCUGCUGUCACUGCAGUGGGGGCGGGCCUGGUGACGUCAUCCACCAUUUCUUCUGGAGUUCCCCCAGAACUCCCUGGUGCCCCAUCCAACCUGGUCAUUUCCAACAUCAGCCCUCGCUCAGCCACUCUUCAGUUCCGGCCGGGCUAUGAUGGGAAGACGUCCAUCUCCAGAUGGAUCAUAGAGGGACAGGUUGGAGCCAUUGGCGAUGAGGAAGACUGGGUCAGCCUCUACGAGGAGGAGAAUGAGCCUGAUGCCCAGACACUGGAGAUCCCAAACCUCACGCCCUACACUCAUUACAGAUUUCGCGUGAGGCAGGUGAACGUUGUUGGUGCCAGUCCUUUCAGCCAGGCCUCCCGUGUCAUCCAGACGCUGCAGGCACCCCCUGAUGUGGCUCCAACCAGCAUCACCGUCCGAACUGCUAGUGAGACUAGUCUGCGGCUCCGCUGGGUGCCCCUGCCCGAUUCCCAGUACAACGGGAACCCCGAGUCGGUGGGCUACAGGAUCAAGUACUGGCGUCCUGACCUCCAGUCUCCAGCACUGGCCCAAGUCAUCAAUGACCGGCUCGAGAGGGAAUUCACCGUUGAGGAGCUGGAGGAGUGGACAGAAUAUGAGCUACAGAUGCAGGCAUUCAACGCCAUCGGGGCCGGGCCCUGGAGUGAGGUGGUGCGGGGCCGGACGCGGGAGUCAGUUCCUUCUGCUGCCCCUGAAAACGUGUCAGCUGAGGCCGUCAGUUCCACCCAGAUCUUACUGACAUGGGCUUCAGUACCCGAACAGGACCAGAAUGGGCUCAUAUUGGGCUACAAGAUUCUGUUCCGGGCCAAAGAUCUGGACCCUGAGCCCGGGAGCCACAUGGUGCGAGGGAACCACACGCAGUCCGUGCUCCUGGCGGGCCUUCGGAAGUACGUGCUGUACGAACUCCAGGUGCUGGCGUUUACCCGCAUUGGGAACGGGGUCCCCAGCAUGCCCCUCAUCCUCGAGAGGACCAAAGAUGACGUCCCAGGCCCACCAGUGAGGCUUGUGUUCCCCGAAGUGAGACUCACCUCUGUGAGGAUCGUGUGGCAGCCUCCUGAGGAGCCCAACGGCAUUAUCCUGGGCUACCAGAUCGCCUACCGCCUGGCCAGCAGCCGCCCCAACACCUUCACCACGGUGGAGGUCGGCGCCACCGUGAGGCAGUUCACGGCCACCGAGCUGGCCCCAGAGUCAGCAUACAUCUUCAGGUUGUCCGCCAAGACGAGGCAGGGCUGGGGGGAGCCUCUGGAGGCCACGGUCAUCACCACUGAGAAGAGAGAGCGGCCAGCACCCCCCAGAGAGCUCCUGGUGCCCCAGGCAGAAGUGUCUGCUCGUGGACUCCGGCUCCAGUGGGUCCCGGGCAGCGAUGGGGCCUCCCCGAUCCGGUACUUCACCGUGCAAGUGCGGGAGCUGCCUGGAGGAGAGUGGCAGACCUACUCCUCAUCCAUCAGCCAUGAAGCCACUGCCUGUGCCGUUGAAAGGCUGAGGCCCUUCACCUCCUACAAGCUGCGCCUGAAAGCUACCAAUGACAUCGGGGACAGUGACUUCAGUGCAGAGACAGAGGCUGUGACCACGCUGCAGGACGUUCCGGGAGAACCUCCAAGUUUCAUCUCAGUAACGCCGCACACCACUUCCUCUGUUCUGAUCCAGUGGCAGCCUCCAAGGGAUGAGACCCUGAACGGCCUUCUUCAGGGUUACCGGAUCUACUACCGCGAGCUGGAGUACGAGGCGGCCUCAGUCCCCGAGACCAAGACACUCAAAACCCCGUUGGCUUUACGGGCUGAGCUCACAGCCCAAAGCAGCUUCAAGACCGUGAACAGCAGCUCCACGUUAACAACGUAUGAAUUAACACAUCUGAAGAGGUACCGGCGCUAUGAAGUCCUCAUGACGGCCUAUAACAUCAUUGGUGAGAGCCCGUCCAGUGCUCCCGUGGAGGUCUUCGUUGGCGAGGCAGCCCCGGCCAUGGCCCCGCAGAACGUCCGGGUGAACCCGCUCACGGCCAGCCAGCUGGAGGUCACAUGGGACCCGCCGCCACCAGAGAGCCAGAACGGGAACAUCCAGGGCUACAAGAUUUACUACUGGGAGGCAGAUAGCCAGAACGAAACGGAGAAAAUGAAGGUCCUGUUCCUGCCCGAGACGGUAGUGAAGCUGAAGAACCUGACCAGCCACACCCAGUACCUGGUCAGCAUCUCUGCAUUCAAUGCUGCUGGUGACAGUCCCCAGAGCAGCCCCAGGCCAGCACGCACCCACCAGGCAGCUCCUGGGACCCCCAGCUUUUUGGUGUUUUCAGAAGUAACCUCCACCACACUUAACGUCUCAUGGGGUGAGCCAGCGGCGGCCAAUGGCAUCCUGCAAGGCUAUCGUGUUGUGUAUGAGCCUUUAGCACCUGUCCAAGGGGUGAGCAAGGUGGUGACAGUGGAGGUGAAGGGCGACUGGCCACGCUGGCUGAAGGUGCGGGACCUCACCAAGGGAGUGACCUAUUUCUUCCGCGUUCAAGCACGGACCAUCGCCUAUGGGCCCGAGCUACAAGCAAAUGUCACAGCCGGGCCGCCCGAGGGUUCCCCGGGCUCCCCCAGAGGCGUCCUGGUCACCAAAUCGGCCUCUGAACUGACCCUACAGUGGACAGAGGGAAACGCUGGCAAGGGGCCCACCACAGGCUAUGUCAUCGAGGCCAGGCCUUCAGAUGAAGGCCUGUGGGACACAUUCGUGAAGGACAUUCCCCGGAGCACCACUUCCUACACCAUUAGCCUGGAUAAGCUCAGGCAAGGAGUGACUUACGAGUUCCGGGUUGUGGCUGUGAACCAAGUGGGCUACGGGGAGCCCAGCAGCCCCUCCACAGCUGUGUCAGCCCAAGUGGAGGCCCCGUUCUACGAGGAGUGGUGGUUCCUCCUGGUGAUGGCACUCUCCAGCCUGAUCGUCGUCCUGCUGGUGGUGUUCACCCUGGUCUUGCAUGGCCAGAACAAGAAGUACAAGAACUGCAGUGCAGGGAAGAGCAUCUCCAAUAUGGAAGAAUCCGUGACCCUGGACAACGGAGGAUUUGCUGCCUUGGAGCUCAACAGCCGCCACCUCAAUGUCAAGAACACCUUCUCAAAGAAGAACGGAACCAGGUCCCCACCCCGGCCAAGCCCUGGUGGGCUGCGCUACUCCGAUGAGGACCUCUGCAGCAAAUACGACGGAGCCGUGCUAACCGAUGGCGCAGACCUCAAAGAGAAGUCGGUGGACGCUUCAGAGUCUGAGGGCACAGGCUCCGAGUCCGAGGACGGACCUCCCCAGCACUCUUUCGUCAACCACUACAUGAGCGACCCCACCUACUACAAUUCAUGGAAGCGGAGGGCCCCGCACAGGUACGAGGCCGUGGCGGGAGCCGAGGUGGGGCCGCACCUGCACACGGUGGUCACCACGCAGAGCGCCGUGUUCGCGCCCGCUGGCCCCGGCACCCGGACUCCGCUCACCGGCUUCUCCUCCUUCGUGUGACUGCCUCUGCGGGGUAACGGCCCUUUGGGGCCUAUCCUUAUUAAGACAAUCAACUCCGGUAACUGAGCUCAACCUGGUUUAAAGCAAAUUCUGAUGAGCGAUUAUCUUACCUACUUGUGAACCCUAGAUUUCAAUUAGGAAGGUUUUUUUAAUGGCUUUUUGUAACAUCGCUGCAGGAAGCAGUCUCUGGUUUUCUUUUCUUUUUACGAGAAGGUGUAUUUCCCUGGUGCGCCGGGACCUCGGGAGACCUCGGAGCCUCCCAGUGCUGGGCCUCGCCCUGACGCCCGGUGGAACGGCAGCAGGGCGGCAGGUUGGGAGCCCCAUGGGCCUGCGCCUUCUCCCCAGCCGCACGCUCUCCCAGGCUCCCACCCCGCGCUCCGGGCGAGCAUCAGCUUUAAGAGGCCGGGCAGCGGCGCAGACGAGGCGGUGUCGCUGCCCGCGGCAUCCGAGCGGCUGCCUUCUGCCUUUCCGGGGGUGAGAUUCCGGCGCCUGCCUUCCUCUCAUCCUGCGCUGGCGGCCGCCGCCUCGGCCCUCGGCCAGCAGCUCCUCCCGUGCACGGCACAGGGCCAACCCGCAACCCAGAGAAGGCAAGAGGGCGUUUUGCGAAUUGCUUGUUGUCAGAGGUGUGCAUUGUUAACCAGAGUAUUUUUUAAAUUUUUUUAUCUUUUUUUAAAAUAUGUCACAUGAAAUGAAUGAGCCUCUGCUGUCUCCAGGUGCCUUUUUAUUCGUUGUUAAGCUUUGUACAUGGAAAGAGAAGCGACAGUGUCUCUAAAAAGCGACGGCCCUGAGGACAGGGCCCCAAACGCCCAGUGCCGCCGGGCCCUCCUCCGAGCACCGCCCCCUCGGUGCCCUGGCUCAGUGGCCCGCCUUGACCUCCAGUGCUGCUGCCCUUCCCCCUCCCAGGCCAGCCUUUAGCCUUAACGGAUUGUUCUGGAAAUUAUUUUUCCCCUUUGUUAUUGUUUUGCUUUAGUUUUUUAGCUAAGUGAAAAUAGUAUGAACUCCUUUGGACAUUCAAGAGUCUAAACCGUUCUGUGCCUCCAGCCCACUGCUUUAUUUUUGCAACAGGUGUGUGAGGUGACUGGAGGACAGGUGGUCAAGCCCUCAGCCAGGAGCCCAGGUCUAGCUGUACCGCACAUCUUCUGGUGCCAGCAGCACACACCCUGAGCUCCGCGAGGGCCCCCCGUCCCCGCUGCACCCACAGGUGUGAGGCACAGAAAAUGCACAACCACCCUGUCCCCCAGGCAGAGGGGAGCAAAGCAGGUGCCAUUCACCCAGGUGGCCUGCCAGCACCCUGACUGAUGGGAGCGGCUGGUGCCGGCACCCACAGGUGCCCGCUGGGCACAGUCUCAUGGCCACAUGUGGGCCGUGUGGUCUCUGCUAGGCUAACUUUGUUCUUCCCUCUGUGGGACAGGGAGCUGUCUUGACCCUCCACUUUCAGAGUUGCUGGGUGUGGACCCAGGAGACCAUGGAGAGUUUUCUGUUGAAAAGGUGAAAAGCCCCUUUUCUGUUUUUUCCAAAAGUAGAGGCUGUGGAAAGCUUCCUGCACCCCGUCCUCCUCUCCUCCCUUCCUCCUGCCUGCCUUCUCUUUCUGAGAGGAGAGCGAAGCAAUCUAAACCAAAAAUCCUCCACACUCCUCCCAAAGCCACUUCUGCAUGAGACCAGCUGCCCCCAGGUCAUUGCACAGGAGCCUCCUCGGGGCAGAGACCCCUCCUUCCUCUCAGCCCCAAGGCGGGAUGCACAGGAAACUGCAAGGCCACACCCUGAACUUCUCGGACACAGAGAACACGGACAAACCUGCCUGGUGCGCAUUUUGCUCUCUAAGCCAUAUGGACUUCGCUCUAAGUAUGGGGGGAAGUGCUGAAACGUCGCAGGACAAGGAUGAUUUGGCUCGAGGUGUAUUCUUUUGCUUUUGGGUUUCUGUGACAACAUGACCCCUUUUUUCAAGCUCAUUAUAUUUCCUGUAUUUUCUCUACUUCUGGGAAACCCUUUUUUGUACAGAAUUCUCUGUUCGAGGCUGCGCUGGCACUGCGGCUGCUGAUGACUGCUCACUCCUGCUCCUCACCCGGUCCCUCGGGGGCUCGGCCCACAAGACACCCGCAACAAAGGAGCAGAGCGGGCAUCUCUGGCUCGACUCCAGCCUCCCUGAGCGACACGGGCAUUGAGAAGCACCAAUUCCUCGCCUCUCGACUGUAGGGAGGGGAAAAAAACCACACAAUAGGGAAAUAGUAAUGGAUUUUCAUCUCAGCACUGAAAAACGGACAAGCAACACUUCUUUGACUGAGGCUAGAUAAAUGCCCUCUUCUUGCCCCUCCUGUAGACGCUGUGCAGGCGCCUGAGGGGGCGGCAGCCAAGCCUCCACCCCACCUACACCCCCACCCCCCACCGCCCCAACCAGCCCUGCAGAGGGUCGCCCACCGUGGCACUGACAGAUGAGCCACCCUUCCCACGGAGGACGAGGCAGUGAGGCAACUGGAAGGACCUGCUCUCUCUCUGAGCUGUGGGGAAGGUGUGCGAGGGGCUCCCUCCCCAUUGGGGGUGCCAGACACGGGCUUCCAGGGCAGUGAGCACGGGGGGCGGGGGCAGCCCCUGCACCCAGUGGGCCUUCAGCACAUCCACCUGACCUCGCCUGCUCCGGCCCUCCCUUCAGCUUCCCCCCCUUGCUUCUAAGGGGCACUCCUUACGUGUCACCGCAGAGGAAGAUGUGAUGUAGGGCUAUGUGGGGACCCGCUGCCCCGAGGGUGAUGGGGGAGACCACGGUGGGCAGCUCCACACCGUGAAGUGUCCACACUGGAGGGGGAUGCGCUCUGUCGAUUUCCGCUGCUGUCCUUGUACUUGAUCAUGGCUGGACUGAAGCAUGGUGUUUGCAUAAUGGUUCACAGCAUGGUUUUUAGCUUUUACAAAUUCUUGGCACACAGUUAGUGAUUCUCCUGAUGAGCAAUCAGCCCACGUAUCCCAGUGUGGCUCUCUCUAAUUCAGCAUCCCUGUGGCAGGGAUCCAGUCUGCAAGGUGGGAAUGAUGGAGAAGUCCACAGCCUGAGCUGGUCUGCUGAGGCACACCUCAGCGUCACAUGCUGGUUUAUUGAGAGCUUAGGUCAGUCCGCAAGUUUCCCCUACGUUUUCUGGAAUUAUGCAGAAAACCAUAAAUUAAAAAAAAAAUGUAGGAAGACAGAGAGGUGCUAUGGGUACUUUUAAUAAAAACACCAUUUUGUUCCUUA